CAAGGAAAAUGCAGUGCCUGUAUCGAGGAUAAUAAGUACUUGAAUUGCUCUUCUCGACGUUGACGUACGACCUUCAUUUUGAUCAUCUUGAUCCCUAUGAAGAUUCGUAACGAGGACAAGAUGGUGCUGUUUUCACGUCGUUCUUUCUCCAUGCUUUCUCGUCGCGCUUCGCGGACAGUGCUGCUUUGCGUUUUGUUUUCCUGUAGCACGGUCGCUGUAGUCUCCGCCUCGUCCUCCUCGGCCAGCAGUAGUGCAGCAUCUUCCGAAAGUACGAAAGUGCACAAGAAGAGCUCCCUGUUGAUGCCCUCUUUUGGUAUUGAAGGGCGGUGAUAAUAAACCAAACGAACACCAGUAAGUACACUGGAGGGUUUCGUUUCGCACGAUUAAGCUCAACAAGCUACACCUACAAGCGGACCAGUGUUGUAUUGCAGCGUCAGCUUCUGAAGCUGCUUGAUGUCAACACGCUUUCAAAGCUACACCACCUAGAACACGGCACGACCAUGCGUUGAGUUGAUAACUUUGCAUGACAUAGAAUGAGGGCAGGGGGAGUUGAGUUCUGCAUUUUCAUAAAAAAUCAUGAUAGCCGCGCUGUCAACGAGCCCCACUCGAUUCCGCAAUGUACCGCAGCGGACAACAACGUGUUUCCCUCGAUAUCAAAUGUAAAAAUGUCUGUGUCUGGAAACUUGUGAUGCUCGGUGGCGUCUCAUGAUGAGGCCACAAAUGCUGGAUCAGCAUGACAAGUUUCUGAGCUUCUAGGUGUUGCUUAUUCUGCAUGACAAACUGCGUUUCUGCAUCACAGAAAGAUGGGGCUCUUGGGUAAUGUGCAUGACAGAUUUAAUUAAGGGUCAUGCCAGACAAGCAUGACAAACAUGCAUUCUUCCAGACCCAGACAUUUUUGCAGUUGAUACUCGAACUGCAUCUGCAAAUCUGGAGAACUGUUUCGACCCCUCCUGAACGGUGUGCAGAACGGCUGCACUUGCACCGAGGAGCAGGCGGAUUCGGACCUGAAACUGGUGAGCAGCACCUGUCUGAUCAGCUACGCGCCUAUGCAAGAGAAAUUUAUGUCUUGCCGCCGUACAGCUACACGAGGGAGGCGGACUCGUAAGCGGUGCACCAAGUGCAUCUUCACAAAGUUGAAUUCACAACUGGGAAGCAGUCAAUUCUUGAAAGCAAACGAACUUGAUACUUGUCGUGCUGAAAAGGACGGUACAACUAGCGUACAUGAAAUUAUUGUGAUGCAACAAUGAUACUACAUGUGGUCAGCCCCGCGAGAAGUAGUACUUCUACGGCAAGGCUCUUACUCUGGAUACUGCCCAUGUUCCGGAUCGGAGAGGAGGAAAAACGAGUCUUCACAACCUACUGCAACAACGGCUGUUCCUCGGCCAAGUUGCGGUGCAAAGACGGCUCCCGUUACGAAUUCGUUUGCGAUGACGACAGCUACGGUGCGUUGAAGGAUAAAAACGGAUUGCAAACCGAGAAGCUGUCGUUCGACCACCCGGAGUCCUAUCUCCUGAAAAUUCACCAUCCCCAUGCACUUUUUGCAUGACAAACACUGACUUUACUACAUGUAUUGCAUGACAAAUUGGAUGGGGAUGGUUAAUUUUUAGACAAUAAAUCCUUCCACGAUCUGCUGGUCAACAUCUACGAAGUGGAGAUUUUGAAAGAAUAUGGAGUUCUCAAAUGUUACAUUCUGAACUGUUACACGAAUUUGUGAUGCAAAAACAGCAAGAGGGAAAGGGGCAAGGUGGCAAGUCUUGCAUCACAAGUUUCGCGCAGAUCUACAUGCUGUUUAGCCCUUCGAUAAUUCGUCAUGCGAAGCAGCUUGAUCGUCUGGCGCCUCAUGGUCAUUUUGCAUCACAAAUUCAUGUAACAGCUGAGAGUGUAACAAUUGAGAAUCCCAUAAGGAAAAGAACCCAAUUGUGAUUUUCAUCGGGUUGCUAAUCAUCUGCUGUUAUGCCAUGCAAAACCAAAAACAUCGUACUUUUAAGGAGACAUUGCAUUAGAAGUAGCUGGACCCGCAUUACAGAUGGAAUUUGUCAUGCUGAUUCAUCCUAACUACAACCUUCAUGCAUAACUGCAAUUAGUAGUACCAGUGCGAUAAAAAUUUUGCAAUGCAUAGCUGUUUCGCGACCGGGUUUUACACGGUGCUCCACUACUGCUGUUUCCGGAAGAAAUUUGACCCGGAUUUGUUUGUUCCCGACCCCGAGGCGGCGAUUGUCAGUACCGGGGGUGGUGGUGUUUUUGCAAACCACGAUCAGCAGGCCAAAUACACAUCGACGAAGCACGACCACCGGAGCACGACAUCAAAACGGGAAAGAUCGAUUCGGAAGCUGUUAUGCACAAAAAAAAAUAACAUUCUCAGCCAAUUUGCCAUGCAAAACACGCACAAGAUCUCGCUACAUGUCAUACAAGAGAUGGAUGGGGAAGGCAGGGGGAUGGCUCUUUUUUUUUUUGGAUAGCUGUAUUCCACUCUGUACGAGCAAGAUCCGAUAUCAACCAGAAAUUAUAGAGUCGUGUAGGCAUCAACAGUUUUGAGGAACUGCAGUCACGCAUGACAGAUCUUCUCUCUUUUUAUGCAUGCUAUGCAGGAAGAACAAACAACUUCUCUCAUGCGUUCUUACUGCAUGCAAAAUUUCCUCGACAGUUGUAACCGUUUUAAAACACUUUUUCGUGCGAUACCCGGAGCUGUACCACCAUGUGUUGCUCGAGCAAAGCGGCAUGACAGGUGGGCUACCCGGACGCGGGAAACUAUCCUCCAAAAGCAGAUCCUAUAGCGCUUCGCGCGGCGGUUUUCUGAAUAGCAUUACAGGAAGAAGCGGCGGUCGUGAGCGAAGCAGCAGUAACAUCAACUCCACUGCAGCAUCUCACCCUCAUAUGAGAGUGCACAACUCCCCGCCCUCAUUUGUCAUGCAAAAUACCAAAUCCACACCUUGCCCCCUCUUGGCACUGUUUGCAUGACAAGUUAUGGCACCCCAAAUAGCACUACACUCUGCUGCAAAUUUGUCAUGCAAAACCUGCAUUGUUGCUGAUGCCUGUAUUGCUGUUCAUGCCAUAGAAAUAAGGCUGAGGGGGUUUUGUGCACUCUCAUAUCUCACAACAAUCUUCCCCUUCCCCGCCUACCUCUCCCACUUCCCCCGACCCGGCUCGGCGCCGCUGCCUCGAUCUCGCCGAUACGGUAUCCUACAGAAUGAAAUCACCACGGUCUUCGCCCUUACAAAAGACAGUUUGUCGUGAUGCAAGAACACACAAAUAUGAGAGGAUACGAUGAUCGUGCGGACAACAUACAUGACAGAUUUACUUUCAGGAACGAGACGUUGGUACUUGAUUUAAAUGGGGAUAUGCGUGGGUUAGGCCUGGGGGACCCAGACAGGCGGCGACGCUUAUCGCAGGCGAGCCUUUCCUCGGACGACGGCGGGGAUUUGCUAUCGCCGUACAAGCUGUCAAGAACUCCGCCGAGAUACAACACUAGGGGCGGGAUGAAGAAGAAUUCUACUUCUACUGCAGCAUCUUCCCAGUAUUACAAGAAGAUCAAGGCGAAGAACGUGAAUUUCCACGGAAAACGGGUCUCCAAGGAUCCAAAUUCGCCAAACUUCGUGCCCCCACCCCCGCCUAUGGGAAUACGAAAGCGAAAAACCUUGUUGAUAGCUUCAUCGAGGUCGAAUAUGAAGAUCAGGAAGUGCUGAUGCGGCAUAAUCACAAGCCCUUCUACCCCUAGUACCGUUUUGGGUACUACACAAAUAAGUAGAACUUCUGUGUUUAUAUGGCCGAUCUUCGUCUUCAUCUGGGACAAGACCACAGGCGGUUUCUUGCAUUCCUGCACUCCUGUGUACCGCGAUCUGGAUCUUAUUUUUCUUUACCUCGAAGUCUAAAUUAUAUGCGAGAGCGAGAUGAUAAAGAACGGAUGCAUGUCCAUGUGCUGCAUGAACAACGAAAAUGGCCUUAUCUUGCAGCUGGUUUUUCGCGUUCAUAGAACAUUCCACCGGUGCAUUUGACGGGAGCGGGAGGAAGGUGGACGUAGUGGAUUGUUCUUUGCCAGAUGUGGUUACUUAUUUUUUGCUAGGAGGAAAGUAGGAGUGUGUCGCACGUCGACGCAGUGAUGUUCAUCUUGCAGGACCUCCACGAGUAAAAAAACAGUGAACCUUAUUUGCCAUCAUGCUCGUGAUGCGCCAUCAAGUUCUUUUCCUUUUCUCGGGAGCCUCGUAAGUAGUUCUCCUUUCAUCCAUGUAGUUUUGUUGCCUUGUGACCUUCGCGUUCGCAUGAUCGUAAAAAUAAAUCGUGUUCUUUCAAGAGCAAGAGUGGUUGGAGGCUUAGAAAAAAAAGAACACAAGCCAAUUUUUAAUCAAGCGAAUAUUUUUCGCGCCAAAAAUAUACUUCUGAUAAAAAAUAUUCGUUUGGUAACGCAUUGAACGGCGUCGCGAACGACAUUGGACACCGUGCGGCGUUUGUGACCUGCGGGCGAUCUAGGACAGAG
Amoebophrya sp. A120 is the source of this 4471-nucleotide messenger RNA. Lineage: Eukaryota; Dinophyceae; Syndiniales; Amoebophryaceae. The record is from the annotation of a GenBank genome assembly.